Messenger RNA from Sphaeramia orbicularis (orbiculate cardinalfish), 7562 nucleotides. It is a transcript of the gene ltn1, whose product is annotated as listerin E3 ubiquitin protein ligase 1. Gene Ontology annotation, molecular function: ribosomal large subunit binding; ubiquitin protein ligase activity; zinc ion binding. The record is from RefSeq and is a predicted model, not a curated record. Gene Ontology annotation, cellular component: cytosol; RQC complex. The coding region runs from base 102 to 5411 and encodes 1769 amino acids. NCBI's taxonomy places the organism in Eukaryota, Metazoa, Chordata, Actinopteri, Kurtiformes, Apogonidae. Gene Ontology annotation, biological process: ribosome-associated ubiquitin-dependent protein catabolic process; rescue of stalled cytosolic ribosome. The transcript has 32 exons.
UCUGGACUUGUGGCUCCUACUCUGGACCAUACCGGACCGUAACGGCCAGUACCCACAAAGUUUUUAUAAGAAACGGAUACUUUAAAUGUUAUUUCAUAGCAAUGGGGGGUAAGAAUAAACAGCGAACUAAAGGAAAUGUUCGGCCGUCCAGUAGUGGUCGAGCCGCUGAGGUGCUGACCCGGGAAGGUGGCGUCAUUCCCGGGUUUGUGGGAUUUGACACAACGGUGACUUCGGAGCUGAGUUAUGUUCCCGCUGUUCACGGUGCAGAGGAGAUAGAUAAUCUGGUAGACGCUGAUUUUCGCCUAGUACUCAGAAAACUCUCCAAAAGAGAUGUUGUCACACGACUGAAAGCUGUCCAAGACUUUGGAUCCAUGUGUCAGGAACGGGAUGCUGAAGAGGUGAAAGGGGUGCUGCCAUACUGGCCCAGGAUUUACUGCAAGAUAUCAGUGGACUAUGAUCGCCGUAUCAGGGAAGCCACACAGAUCGCCUUUGAGCAGCUGGUGCUGAAGGUACGUCGCAGCUUGGCCCCAUUUUUGAAGAGCUUGAUGGGACACUGGAUUCUAUCCCAAUGUGACACCUAUACACCUGCAGCAUCUGCUGCAUGCCAGGCUUUUCAGGCUGCUUUCUCCCCUGCUAAACAACCAGAGGCCCUCAGCUUCUGUAAGGAGGAGAUCCUUAAUGUACUUCAGGAUAUUUUGUUGAAAGAAACAGCAAAUACACUAAGUGACCCACAAAGUGUUUCAGAGGAGGAGAGAGAAGCCAAAUAUUUGCGCGUGGUGACCAGCUCUCUUCUUGGAGUGAAGAGGCUGCUUUCCCUGCUGCCCCAGAGUGAGCGGGUACUCCUGGAACCAAGACUUGCAGAACUCCUAAACUCCGGAAAGUUCUGGAAGUACAGCAAGCACAAAUCACCACAGGUGCGAGGGGCAUUUUUUGAGAUGUUAUGUGCAUUGUGCGAGUUCACCCCUGCACUGGUCCAGGCUGAAGCAGCACGACUCUGCCCUGCUGUACUCCUGACAAUCGAUGACACAGAUCCUGUGGUGCUGCCACCUGUAUGGGAAGCUGUUCUUCAUGUGGUCUCUACUAUCCCUGACUGUUGGACACAUGUAAAUGCCAAGAAAGGCUUCUUACCUAAACUGUGGGCUCUGCUAAAAGAAGGUGGCAAAGGCAUGGCCAAAGCACUUCACCCUAAUCUAAUGCCACUUCUCAGUAAACUGCCUCAACAAGUUACUGAUCCCACAUUGGAUUUCUACUUCAGUUUCUUCACUUCACUCAUAAAUGGUUUGUCUAGUGAGCGUGCUGUGACAAGCCCCACAGAAAGUGCAGUAAUAGUAGCUUCUGUUGUGGAGUGUCUGAGAUACUGCAUACAGCAAAACGCAGAAGAAGAGGAAGGUCAGAAAAAACUCCGAACCAUGCUUUUAUCUCAGCAGCUUUUACCAUUACUGGAGACUGCUCUUGGAAGUUCCUCCAUUCAGAAUGGUCCUCUUUUCCUUUUAGUCACUGAAAUGCUUAUUUCCUGGGAAAAGAGAGCAGGUCUACAUGGCGUUGGUGAAUCUAAUGACAGGAGAGAUGUCUUUCAGGGGCUUGUUGCAGAUUUCUGGGAGGAACUGGCGCUUUUGUUUGUGCGCUAUACAGACAGCGACGGAACAGAGCCACAGGUUUUGGAAGGGAUUGCCACGUUGUUGCAGGUGAUGCGUUACCCGGAGAAAGUGAACAGAAAGCACGCCCAGAAGAAAAAAUCUGUCAAGAUCUGUUUCUCUAAGCCGGAAGACAAUGAAAAGACUGGGAUUGAGGGGGAUGAUGUUGAGAAGACUGUGCAGACAGUGUCACAGCUUGUGAAUGAGAGGGCAUUUGGAUCCCUGCAGACGCAGCAUUUUGAGGAUGUGGUGUGCCAGCUGGCACAGCUGUGUCUUGUGCAUGUGAAUGAGAAAAACUCUGAGAGACAUCUUGUUUUCCUUUCUGGUCUCCUGCGGUCCUUUCACACACCCAGGGUCUUUACCACAUUGGUAGAAUGGGAUGAUAAACCAUUAGACAACAGUGAGCAGAGGGACAAAAUGGACAUGAAGAACCCAGCUUUGCAUUUCCUUCUGGAACGGGUAGUGGUGUGGCUGGCCGAGAAGGGACGCAGAAACACUGAGCACCUGGUGGAAAUGGUUUUCAGCUCAUUUAACUGCUGCAGCCGACAGGAGACCACUCGCAUCCUCAAUCACAUCACCACGAUGGAUUUACAGUGGGGAAUUAUCCUACAAAUCAUCCAGAGGUCAUGUGCAGAUGCUGAGACUCUUCAGAGCUGUAGUGACUGGCUGAAAGGGUCAGUGUUGGGUGAGCGACUCUUAGGAUUGACUGAGGAGCUGUGUAAAGUGGGACCCUCCUCUUCCAGCUCUCCUUCUACAAACAGCCACAGCUGGACUCUUAUCAGCCUCGUCCUUUCUCAGCACCACAACAAUGUUCCUCUGAUAGGAGAGGUUUACAUGGAAAAGAUCCUGGAGAGGCUGCAUGCCACUCUGUCUGAGACCAAGAGUCUGUCAGAUGCAGGCAACAUUGAGCCACUCAUUUCCUUCAUCUGUGAUGUUGCCUCCACAUUCUUCUCCUCAGUACAAGACUGUCUUCUACUUGUGUCUGCUGAGGAAUUACUGCUCACAGUCUUCCAACACACAGCGCAAGAUCAAACACAUACACACCUUUCUGACUCACUUAUAGGUAAGCUAAGGAAAGUGUGUGUAGCUGGUGUCCAGUCGUUAGUCCAGCACUCAGAAGAUCAAGUCAGGGAGAAUGGUUUCCUGCAUAGUGCUGCUCUGUGGGUGAAGAACCAACUACUCACUGCCAACUUGGACAAUAAAAGUUUACAGGUUCUGGUUCUGGCUGUUCAAAGCCUUGUGGAGACAAUUAUUUCUGUCUGCAAUCAAGAGUCACCUCUACUCAUCCAGUUCUUUAACCUCUUGACACCAAGUGAGGCAGAGUGGACAAGAAUUAGACAAGCCUUACCACCUCAGUGGGUUAAGACUCCCUUAUUGUCAGGUCGUCUGAGAGGAGUUUGGGAAAAACCCUCAGUGGACAUGUGGAAGUUUAGAGCCUCAAACAGGUUGCCAGCCCACUUAUGUUCCUGCGCCCUGUUGGGAAGUGUGGCCCGGACAGCUACAAUCAUACCUUGUGACCAAAAGGAGAUGGAAUGUUCUUCAAACUUCCCAAACCUUAGGCACACAGUUGCAGAGUUGCUUUAUGCUCUCCAGUGGUGUAAGGAGGUGGAGUACAGUCCUGCUGUUGUGUCAGCCUAUCAUACCAUGUUGGUUGACCUGGGUCUGUCUGAAGGAUUUCAUAGCCUAGUUCCAAUGAAAGAACUGCUGCAGACACUCUAUACAAGAUCCAUGGAGAAUGGAGGUUUAUGGUCUGUGACUUUAGAAAACUACAUCCAAAACAACAACUUGGCAGCCACUCAGAGUGGCACCCUGAGGAAACUCUACAACACAGCAGACAGUUUAUUCCCAGUGUCUCAGAGCAAACUGAGUACCCUGCAGGUGCUAAGCCCCACCAUGACCAAAGAAGACAGAGCGGCUCUUGUAGCUUUGGCUACUGCUGGAAUAAUCAACUGGCAAGAGGAUGAGAACGUGUAUGGAUGCUUGGCAGUGUUGCUCUGCUGUCUCAAAGCUGAUACACAGGUAGAGGAGGAGGUUGUACAAGCGAUUUUAGCCACUGUGAUGGAGUGGAGGAACAGCAGGGAGGACUGGUUCCUCUUCAGCAGUGAUCUGUCCAAAACAUCUGCAGAACAGUUGAACCUUACUGUGGAGAUGAUGCGUUUCCUGUCCUGGCUGGUGGCUCACUGCCCCUCUUUUCUUGGGGGCAACCAGUGGGACUUCGUACUCUGCUCUGUAUUAGCUUGGUUGGAGACUGCCAGUGAGAAUGUGAAUAGUCUGUGGAGCCCAUGGGUGCAGCUAUUUGUGUGUGAGAACGCUGCACUUAUUGUGAAGCUGAACCAGUUCUUCGCCUCACCACCUCCUGACGUACUGGACAAGCUACCGUCAGAAUUGGCAGAUGAAUGGAAAGAUUUCUUUGUUGAUGGAAUCUACAACUUGCUGUUGCCUUUGCCAAUCAAAAUCACAGAUGCCUUUCCUGAACCAGACGAAUCUGUGUUCCCUUUGGUGGUGCUGCAGUCAGUUGGUGUAGCUCUGACAUAUGUGCCUCUGAAGCAGUUAACAGAUAACUCGCUGCCAGCACGAUUCAUAGCCGACCAGAAGACAAACCUGCCAGAACCCCUCCAGACGCUCCUUAAUACCCUCUGUCCUCUGCUGCUGUUCAAAGCCAGGCCGCUGCAGAUCACCGUCUACCACCUGCUGGAAAAGGUCAUGCCACAGCUGCCAGAGUGUGAUGGAGAAGGAGACAGCAACAAGUCUGAUGAUGGUGGAGAUGAGCCAUGUCUUUCUCCUCCAGCAUCUCUGAUGGUCAUUCUGUCCACCUGUGAAGAGCUCUGUGAAAACAUCCUGACAGGAGUUCAAGUUGGAGAGUAUGCAAUGGUCCAGCCUCUGAGUGUUGAGUACUCCUGCAUCCUUGGGUAUUUGCUGGCUUGGAAACUGCUCCUCACUUUUUUCAGAUCCUCACCAUCUCAUCUGCGUGCCCAUUAUGCCCAGUAUCUUAAGAGAAGCGGCUCCCUGAACAAGCUCCUUCUCCACCUUUUCAAACUGAUGCCAGAAACCCCCGUCUACCCAGGCCAGGGGGCAGAAACCAAAGAGACCAAGACCUUCUUCACAGAGAACCUGUCCUUGGCUGUUGACAAAAGCCACAGUGUUGAAUGGGAGCUCCCUCACCUGGCAUGCAGUGUAUACUACAGUACAGUGCAGGACCUGCCCGCCAUGGUGCGACUGUGGUGGAACAGCCAGGAGAAGAGAGUGAGCGCAGCUGUGGAAAAAUUCACCAUAAAAUAUGUCAGUCCUAUUCUCUCAGCCCAGGAGAUCUCAUCUGUCCACUCCAGCACUCAGAUGUUUGACAGCAUGACUGUCAAGGCUCGCUCAGCAGCACGGGAGGUGAUCGCUACCUAUUCUGUGGAUGAUAUCUUCAUCGAGCUAGUGAUUCAACUACAGCAGAACUACCCCCUGGGCUCCAUCACUGUGGAGAGUGGGAGGCGUGUGGGUGUUGCUGUGCAGCAGUGGAGAAACUGGAUGCUGCAGCUUAGCACUUACCUCACACAUCAGAAUGGCAGUAUAAUGGAGGGCCUGGCUCUGUGGAAGAACAACGUGGAUAAACGUUUUGAAGGAAUAGAGGAUUGCAUGAUCUGCUUCUCUGUUAUCCAUGGCUCCAACUAUUCCCUUCCAAAGAAGGGCUGCCGCACCUGCAAGAAGAAAUUCCACUCAGCCUGUCUGUACAAGUGGUUCACUUCCAGCAACAAGUCCACCUGUCCGCUGUGCAGAGAAACCUUCUUCUAAAACGCAUGGACACACACCUGCAUGAAAGGUUGAUGGAUAAGUGAUGUGCAUAGUUCUCAGUCAACCAGAACUGUAUCAAAUUAUAAUAACAUGCAGAAGAUGAUUAAGAUGCUCAUGUGAUGUGAGGUCUAAUUUAUGACAUGAACAUAUGGAUUAAAAGAACUGUGUGUUGUAUUUAGUGGCAUCUUUAUGCCAACCUUCCCUCACCACUCAUUCCUUUUCAAGCAUGUGAUAGAGCCUGACAGUGGCUCCAACAUGCCCCCUCCAGAUCCAGUGUUUGGAUAGUGUAGAAACAAGGCCUUGAGACCUAAGUGUGGGGCUAUGAUCAUAUGACGAUCUGAAUCAAGAUUUCUGGUGGUCUCAGUCUAUGAUAUGACAGCUUUUUUAAGUUAUCUGACUAAAAAGUCUUUCCUUCUCAAUUAAUUUUUGCAGUUUUUUGGACUGUUUGGCCUGUACAGUAGUCCAUGCUUUCUAUAACUGUUUGCCAUACUUAUGAGAUGGUCUUUUUCUGGUCUUAAUCUUUUUCCCAUUAAUUACCUAGACAUUGGACUGUUGCUUCAGCCAGUCACUUGUGUGAAUUCAGAAUUAUUGUCUGUUGAAGUUCACGCCCCAGACCACCAGUUUACAGAGUUGAGAGAUUUUCACACCAGGGGCGAUCCAAGUUUACACCAUGUGCUUCACUUAUUCAGUAAGAGACUGGAAUAUAUUUGCGAUAAGUUGUUUGAGAGAAAUAGUUAUAAAUUCAGCAUCACCUGGACCUUUACCUCCGACCUGUGUUUCCAUCCAUCUGAUCCAGCUUGUUCUGUUCUUCUGGGUCCAUGGCCAGGUAAAAAGUCACUCACGGGACAACUAUGGUUGAUUCAUGGUGUUAAGGUUACAGAAACUCCUCACUAUCCUGCUAGUCUAGUUGUUUGUUGAUGCUUGUCCACACGUAGUCCUUCACUUCAUUACAAUUUGUGUCUUUUUAUAUUGAACACUGGCUAGACAUUGACAGGUCCAGAUUCAUCAUUGUUAAUACAUGAUCUCACAAAUUAUUGAUUGAUGCAUUUACUUGUACUGCGAAAGCUUGGAAAAAAUCAACCGUGUUGCAAAAAAUUAAAACAUCUCUUCUUCACUGUGACAUAUUUGGCCUGCGUGAAAGCACUCAUGACUGUUGAAAAAACAGUUUAUCACACAAAAGAAAAUGCCCCAGGUAUGUAAAGGCCUUUACUGUUGAUUCUUCACUAUUUGAAGUUGUCAUUUCUUUAGCCUUGAAUUAUUAUCGCUACAAAUUACCCAUGAUGCAACAGUGUCUGUAAAAUACAUUAAUUACACGGAUACUUUGUCCAUUUAAAAUGAAAGUUAGCUGAAUCAGAAAGUUUUGUCUGUAGUUUUUAUGUGCAUUUAGUGAUUUGAUCUGCACAAUCCCUCUGAAAGGAAGAUCAUCUGACAAAUUAAGAUCCACAAUGUCCACAAUCUGAGAUUUAAGAACCCAGCUCUAACUGGUGGGCUUCAUUGAAGAUCAUGGAAUUGAUAAAAACAGUAGUUAUGAUAGAUUAUCUGAUUUGCUAUAUUCCAUAUCUACCACUAGAUCCUCCUAAAUCUCACACACUGGUCUUUAAAAAAUUUCUGACUGUCUCAGAAAAUCUUGUUCAACAUGAUCAGAAUAAAUUUGAGUACAACGGAUGUUGAUCGUAUUUUAGUCGCUUUUAUGUUCAUAUUCAAUGUUUUUGCCAGUGCAAAUUCUAAGUAUAUAUAGUAUUAAUAUCUGUACUUUUCUGAAGUUGUUUUUUUUUUUUUUUAUGUUUAAAGACCUUGUGCUGUAGAAAGGCAGAGUCAAACAGCUGGGAAAGUCACAGCACACUUCAAUAAGUGCAGUGACCAAACUGAAGACUCAUUUUAUUAACUAAAACAAAGAUGGUUUGUGGUGUAAAGACAGGUUUCACAGAUAUUUCCUAAUAUUUAGGAGUGUAAAGAAAUGAUGUCUUAUUUGUGACAUGCCUUAUACUAUUGUAACAUGGUGAGAUUACCAGUGAAUUAGAGUUCAGAGAAUUACUUUUAAUUUCAAAAGGGAGAUGCUCUAAUGAAGUCUACUGAUUUGUUUCCUCGCCUGUGCCUGUAUACAGCUGUAAAUGAUGCUGGAAGUGAAUAAAGUGGAAGUGGAUAGACAUU